UUACCAAUCGCGUGAGACCACGAUCGCAAUGGCGGCGUGGCUGAACGGUUUUGUGUUAUCGGCCGGAUAGGUGUUGGUUUCUCGGUGCGCGAUCGUGUCGAUUUUCUUAUUUAUAACGUUGUUCGUUGCGCUCGGUGGAUCGGUUUCUUUUCAGUCAUGUACGUUCUCCUGUUAGCAGCUCUGUUAUAUAUCACUUUAGACGUCGUAGGAAGUGUUUCUCAAUUGGAGAUCAAUAGGCAUUUAGAGCUCGGCAGGGAGUUCUUGGCAAAGGGCCAGUUACAAGAUGCACUGUCACAUUAUCAUGCAGCUGUCGAUGGCGAUCCAACCAAUUACUUGACACACUACAAGAGAGGAACAGUUUACUUAGCUCUAGGUAAAGCCAAAUUUGCUCUCAAUGACCUUGACAAGGUUCUGGAAUUGAAUGCAGGCUUUAUACCAGCAAGACUGCAGCGUGGUAACAUUUUACUUAAGCAAGCCAACUUCAAUGAGGCUGAAGCCAACUUUAUGGAUGUGCUAUCUGUAGAACCAAAUAAUAGAGAUGCCUUGAAUGCCUUAGAUAAGCUAUAUCCAGCUAGGGAAGAUAUUAAAUAUAUCGACGUGUUGGUGCACAAUGGUGAUCAUACAGCAGCUGUGCACCAUAUCACACGACUCAUUGAAGUAUGUCCAUGGUCAUCUCAUCUUAGAGAACGUAGGGCUGAGAGCUACUUGGCUCUUGGAGAUUAUAUGAGUGCUAUAUCUGAUAUACGUUCAACUACCAAAUUAUUAUCUGACAAUACAGAAGGGUUUUAUAAGCUUUCAUUAUGGUUAUAUCGUCUUGGGCAAGUUGAGGAAGCAUUGAAGGAAAUUCGAGAAUGCUUGAAGCUCGACCCAGACCAUAAGGAAUGUUUCCCAUUCUACAAAAAGAUUAGAAAAAUCAGCAAGUUGCUACAGGAUGCAGAGAAAGCGUCAGAGGAUACGAAGGAUUACGACGUAUGUGUCGAAUCGGCUCGUCAUGUGUUGACGCAGGAGCCAGAAGAGCAAAAUGUGCGGUUCACAGCUUUCCAUCUUCUCUGCAAGUGUUACACUGGCAUCUCCGAGACCACAAACGCGAUUAACAAUUGUCAAGAGGCAUUGAAGAUCAGGAAGGAACCGGGCGUCAUCUGCGACAGCGCAGAGGCGUAUCUCGCUGCGGAAUUGUUCGACGAUGCCAUCAGGGAUUUCAAGGAAGCGUUGGAAAUAGAUCCGAACUUCCAACGGGCGAAGCAAGGGCUGCAAAAAGCGCAACAACGUCAGAAGUUGUCGGAGUCGCGGGACUAUUACAAGAUCUUGGGUGUGCCGAGAACUGCGAAGAAGCGGGAUAUCAUUAAGGCGUACAGAAAAGCGGCGCAGAAGUGGCACCCCGAUAAUUUCCAAGAGGGAGACGAGAAGAAACGCGCUCAAAAGAAGUUCAUCGACAUCGCCGCUGCCAAAGAGGUCCUCACGGACGAUGAGAAGAGGGCGAAAUUUGAUCAGGGCGAGGAUCCUUUGGAUCCCGAGUCGGGCCGGCAUCAACAAGGCUUCAAUCCCUUCCAAGAGUUUCAUCACUUCCACGGUUCUCCCUUCCAGUUUAAAUUUCACUUCAAUUAAACACAUCGCGAUCCUUGUAAUAGAGCAAUUACUACUCUCGAAUUUUAUCUCCAUCACAUGGGAAGCGACGUUCUAGCCCGAAUUUCAUUUCACUACCUCGUGGGUGAAGAUCGCGUGUGUUUAACACGUUUAAACGGACUCGGGAGAUCGUAAUAUGUGACACCGAUGGAUUAGUAUGCACAGACUAUCUCGGCCAGGCCAUCUCGUAAUAUCAGACGUGUGUCGUCUCGUUUAACGCGUUCGACCUUUUCGGUAUGGCAGCAUCACGGAGUGGGAAACGAUUUCUGAUGACCAACGCUUACUCGACAAGAAAUGUGCCUCCCAAUGGCCGAGGAAAUAUAAACGCGUUACCUAAUUCAAUCGUCUUGAGCGACUAUUAAAUUUAUAUAUAUAAAGAUAUACAAAAUAGAGCGAGAUGAGACUAUCAAAUUAAAUCAUGAACUUUUUUUAGGAAGAAUUUAGGAUCCUUUAGAGGAUAUCUCUUCGAAACGCAUGUACGCGACGCUGCCGUACAAGCGUUUUUAUUUCGAAAUGGCGUGUUGCAUACCGAAAGAUUCAAUAAGACGCAAUGUAGAAUUUAAUCGUCCGGUAGUUUCUGUACUGCAAGAAUCAUGAUACAGUUAUUUAGUACAUGCAUACAGACUGAAUACAAUGAAGAUGAUCUACUUGGAUUCGCGUGAGCGUUUGUUACGUGCAAUUGUUCAAUCGCCGCACACUAUCGAUCUGUACACGCUAGUGAUACGCGCAAUUGUGAUCGUUGUACUAGAUGUCGCCGUGCAAACGAAGAAUGUACAGUCGAUCAUCAUACUGCCACUGAUUCGCUUCAGCGGCUACUCACUCGUUUUAGCUUAAAAACGUGCGACAAUUAGAUAGAAUAAACGUGAGAGCCAUUUCUCGGUGAUGACGCGCUUACCGAGUACGAAUACGACUAUAUUCAGUAAAUAUUUAUAUCUCGUUAUUACUCCGCGAAGGGUAUUCAUACUCGGUAAUGUUCACAUGUAGAACAAUGCUGUGCGCUUGUCGUGUUUGCAUGAAUGUGAGUCGGAACUUCAUCUGUAAAUAUUGUAUCUCUCUGAUAUUUGUUUAAAAAAUAUAUAUUUGAAUAAUUUAUACAGACACAA
Molecule: messenger RNA, 2726 nt
Organism: Odontomachus brunneus
Lineage: Eukaryota; Metazoa; Arthropoda; Insecta; Hymenoptera; Formicidae
Gene: P58IPK
Product: dnaJ homolog subfamily C member 3
Exons: 6
Coding region: 157-1605 (482 amino acids)
Biological process (GO): protein folding in endoplasmic reticulum
Cellular component (GO): endoplasmic reticulum
Molecular function (GO): misfolded protein binding; protein-folding chaperone binding
Source: RefSeq, a predicted model, not a curated record